ACUAUCAGGAGAGUUUCAGUUACCGAGAAUGGUGUCCUUGUUAGCGCAGUUUAUUCCUUCAGCCACGACCCAAUAAAGGAUCUACGUCAGCAUCACUCUGAAUGGGAGCACUGUGCUGCAGCAAGUGCUCUUGAUAACUUGAGCAUUGUUCGAGCGAAUACGAACUCCAACAGAUUCAAUUAUGUUCCAGGGGGCGAUUUCAGCUCAGUGAAAGGCUAUGCAGUGAUAAAGUUGCAUUCCUUCUCCCGUUUUUCUACCUUUAUGAAGAAGCAUUUUCGAUCCUUGCUUCCCCAUUCCUCUAAUGAAAUUGAAUAUUCUGCUAACAUUUACUAUACAGAGAUGCUCUAUUGCCAUUUUAAUUUUGAGUUCUUCAUUAUUCAAAAUCUCAGUGCAUUGGCUAAGAGGGUUGAAGAUCAGAUUUCAAAGAGAGUAAAUGGAAAUUAUAAGCGAGGGCCUUUUUCUAAUUUCAAGUUCCAAGAAGAUGAAGUCAGCCUUGAAAUUCAAGAGAGCUGCGGAAAUGGAUGGAAUAUAAAGAAACUAACCCCACUUGAGGUUUUCAAGCGGGAUGUUGAUAGGUAUAGUACUCGCCAGGAGCUGUGUACAUGUCAAGUGCAAGUCUGGUGCGAGAAUGAGGAAGCUCCAAAGCAUCUGGUUCAGACAGUACUCAUCAAGGGAGCUAAAGAGCAGUGCAAUUUCUUAACUGUGACCUCCCCAACGACAUGUCUAACUAAGCCUACUCUGCCAUCAAGUACUCCCUCUAGUAAGAUUCGAUUACGUUGCUUGCGAUACAGUAGAAAUCUAUGUUCACACUAUUCUACUGUUAUACAAGGUCCCAGAUCUGUGGAUACCACAGUAUCGUUUAAUGUCAAGCCAAAGUUGGCUGACUUGUCUAAUGAGUUGGGGAAACUGACGUGGAGUGAAAUUAAGUCUCUGGCAGUACAACUUGAGAUUGACUUCAACAAACUAUUGAAGAUAGAGGAGCAGACUGACCAAGCCACCGACCGUAUGCACCGAGCAUUGAACAUUUGGCUGGAAAAAGACCCUAACGCUUCAUGGGAGAAAGUUAUAAAUGCCCUUGAUCGUGUAGAGGGGAAAGAUGUACUGAUCCAAAAACUGAAGGAGAAAUAUCUUCCUUAAUCUCCAGAUCUACAAACUGGUGGCCAGUGAAGUCCAUGCUAUUUUGAUAAUAAUAUUUUAUACUUGUGUAAAUCUGUGGAAUGGUAGCAUUUGAGCCCUGAAAUUAGUAUGGUAUAUACUCCAUUAGUAUGUUGCAGGUCGUAGUGCAGCCACGCCUGUUUGCAAUCCCGUUUGAAUUUCAUUUAGGUCUUCACAAGGCAGAGUGGUCGGAG
Molecule: messenger RNA, 1349 nt
Organism: Geodia barretti
Lineage: Eukaryota; Metazoa; Porifera; Demospongiae; Tetractinellida; Geodiidae
Source: the annotation of a GenBank genome assembly